AUGGAUGCCGAUGUCAAUCACACCGAAACCAAUGACGAUGAUGAAGACAAUGCUGGUACACUAAGCAUCUCCAACGACUGUCACAGUGAGGACGAUGACGCCCUCAUUGGUGAAGAAAACGUUCUUUCAGCAGUGUACACGAAGCGCACUGCUGUUAACAAGGAUGAAUCAGCAGAGGAAUUUCUGCUGACUUGCGAAGCGGUUGUCCGCUUCGAUCAAGACUUUAUUGCAGAUGCAAUAAACAGAUAG
Peronospora matthiolae is the source of this 249-nucleotide messenger RNA. NCBI's taxonomy places the organism in Eukaryota, Oomycota, Peronosporomycetes, Peronosporales, Peronosporaceae. The record is from the annotation of a GenBank genome assembly.